This is a messenger RNA of Patiria miniata (bat star), 1530 nucleotides long. RefSeq names its product lysocardiolipin acyltransferase 1-like. Gene Ontology annotation, cellular component: endomembrane system. Lineage: Eukaryota; Metazoa; Echinodermata; Asteroidea; Valvatida; Asterinidae. Gene Ontology annotation, molecular function: acyltransferase activity. The transcript has 6 exons. The coding region runs from base 1 to 1173 and encodes 390 amino acids. The record is from RefSeq and is a predicted model, not a curated record.
AUGACAACUCCAAGUACACUGCCGCUGCUGCCACCACUCACCCCCAUGGGCGUCUGCAAGGGUGCGGUUUGCAUAACAGCCAUGGCGUUGACAGCCACCGUGGGCUCGGUCUUCAUGAUGGGGCCCAUUCUACCCCUCAUGGUCAUCCGGCCACGGCUGUUCCGCUGGGUCACAGACUGGAUGAUGAACCUGUGGCUGCUGCUGCCGGUGGCACUUAUGGAGUUAUUCAUGGGGGUUACAAUCAUGACCUCCGGCGACACGCUGCAGUCAGACGAGGGCAGCAUAAUCCUGAUGAAUCACCGCACGCGGCUAGACUGGUUCUUCUUCUGGGCGGUGCUCCAUCGUCAGAGCACGCUGCGGACAGAGAAGAUCAUUCUAAAGAAUGACCCCAAGGUCGUCCCUGGCUUUGGCUGGGCCAUGCAAGUAGCCUGUUACAUCUUCCUUAAGCGACGAUGGGAAACGGACAAGCCAUGGCUGCUGUCAAUGCUGGAAUACUUUGGAUUGCUACAAUACAAGGGCCAAUUCUUGAUCUUUCCUGAAGGCACAAACUUUGACGGCAAGGGCAAAGCUAGUAGUGACAGAUUCGCCCAGAAGAACAGCCUCCCCGAGUACAAAUAUUGCAUGCAUCCCCGCACCACAGGGCUGGUAUUCCUGACACAGGAACUAAGACAAAAGAACCUCCUGGAUACCGUGUACGACGUGACGGUCACCUACCCAGACAGUAUUCCCGAGCAUGGCGAGCUGGACUUGGUACUUGGGAACCUACCCUCAAGGGUCAAUUUCCACAUCCGACGGCUCCCCCAGGCCAGUCUUCCCGCCAGCAAAGAGGGCCUAGAGGCCUGGUGUCUAGAACGCUGGCAGGCGAAGGAGGCAGCCCUAGGGGCCUUCUACACUGGCAGCAAAGACUAUCUCGUCUUUCCGGGGGGCGAGGGGGACGGAAGCGAGAUGCACACGCAAGGGUCCGACAGGGGGACGUUGUACAUCGUCCUGCUGUACUGGAUUGCCUUUCUUGUAGCUGCGUUUACUCUUCUCUGGUACUCCAUCAUAGCCAGGUGGUACUUCUUGCUGAUCACUGCCUUCUUUAUAUAUCAAUUGGUGGUCAGAGGAGGGGUAGAGACUAGCAUCAUCAAAUCAUGUCGGUGGUUUUAUGUGCAAAAGGACAGACGAUCGUAGCUGCUGUGAGAGGUUUGUGUAAUGCAAUUUUGUGACAAGGUUUGGUUUAUUUGCUAAUAAUGGUUUAGUUCCCCGAGUCUGUGCCAUCAAUACAUUGGAAACAGCAUUACGUGUGCUCGUCUUUGUUUUUUUUACCAGACUAAUGUAAGGGGUCGAAAAUAGUGCAUUAGUAGUCAAAGAUAUGUAUAUGCUUCUUUCUUGAAUCCUGUCAACAGGUGAAAAAAAAUCCCUCAUGGGAGGUGGGGUUUUUUUGGGGGGGAGGGGGAGAUUUGAAUGCUGAAAUUGUACUCUUUCCAAACCUAUUCACAUUGCUUUUAUAUAACCACGAUACACAAGAACAUAACUAGAAUAAGGCCC